Molecule: messenger RNA, 714 nt
Organism: Akanthomyces muscarius
Lineage: Eukaryota; Fungi; Ascomycota; Sordariomycetes; Hypocreales; Cordycipitaceae
Exons: 2
Coding region: 1-714 (237 amino acids)
Source: RefSeq, a predicted model, not a curated record
AUGGCCGCUUCCAACUCAGCUAGGCGGUUUGCGCCUCUGAAAGUCGAAAGCUCUUCUGAUGCUCCCAAGCUGCGCGGCGUGGUCUUUGACAUGGACGGAACCCUCUGUGAGCCGCAAAACUACAUGUUUGGCGAGAUGCGCGCCGUCCUUGGCAUCACCAAGGCCGUCGACAUCAUCGACCACAUUAACUCCCUCCCUGCCGCGGAGCAGGCCGCCGCGCACGCCGCCAUCCAAAACAUUGAGCGCACCGCCAUGGCCAAGCAGACGCCGCAGCCGGGCCUCGACACCCUCAUGCAGUACCUCGACGCGCGCGGCGUCCCCAAGGCCAUCUGCACGCGCAACUUCAACGUCCCCGUCGACCACCUCCUCGGCAAGUUCCUCGCGUACACGACUUUUGCGCCCGUCAUCACGCGCGACUUUCAGCCGCCGAAGCCAUCGCCCGCGGGCAUUCUGCACAUCUCGAAGCAGUGGGCGCUGCUGCGGCAGCAGCAGGAGGAGGAGAAUGCCGAGGAUGCAACGGGGCUGAUCAUGGUGGGCGACUCCAUCGACGACAUGACGGCAGGUAGGGCAGCAGGCGCGGCGACGGUCCUGCUGGUCAAUGAUGCGAAUAAGGAGCUUGCCGAGCACGCGCACACCGAUCUUGUCAUCAGCCGCCUCGACGAGCUUGUGGAGAUUCUCGAAAACGGCUUCCUGGGCCGCAGUAUUGGCAACUAG